This is a messenger RNA of Cloeon dipterum, 1974 nucleotides long. It is a transcript of the gene fend, whose product is annotated as forked end. Bases 161 to 1414 code for a protein of 417 amino acids. Lineage: Eukaryota; Metazoa; Arthropoda; Insecta; Ephemeroptera; Baetidae. The record is from RefSeq and is a predicted model, not a curated record. The transcript is spliced from 7 exons.
UCUCGUUUCUCGUCAAUUGAGCUGUGGUGCGGGUGUCGGCUGGUUCUCGGUUCUCGCGCCGCAGCAGAGCAAAAGUCGUCGUCAGUCGACCAGUCGAGAGUCGCGAGUCGAGAGGAGCGCGUGCGUUGCAGCGGUCGUGCGUGUCGUUCCCAGCGGAGCAAUGCAAGUGCUCGUGUGGCUCGUCGCGGCCGCGCUGGCCGCCUGUCGGGCGGCCGUCCUCCCGCCACCCCUUCCGCGCCCCCAAGACGUCGACGGACCCCUGACCGUCGCCACCUGCAGGGCCCUCUGCCUCCAAAAGUUCGCCAGCGGCAAGGAGGACACUUGUUUGCAGCAGCCCGACUGUUUCAUGUGCUGGAAGAAGUGCGAGCUGCUGCAGACUAAUUACGGCGGCACCGUCACCGACUGCUCCAAUCCGAGAGACUGCUACGCUGGGUGCCAGGUGGCGUGCAAGUUCUACGAGGAGAAGCAAUUUCUGACGAAAGCGGAGCAUCCCGUAACUCACGCCAGGGAGGCGUUGAAGCUGAGCACCCUUCCGCUUGGGGCGGGGGUGAUCUCCUGGGCGCCGCUUCCCAAACCCAACCUCGUCUACCUCCUGGUCGCCAGGCCCAGCAACAGCAUCAUAUGGAGAGAGAUUUCACAGAGCACUGAGAGUGAGGUGCGGCUGGAAUCGGGACACUUGGCUCUGGAGCCAAACUCCUCCGUCAGUGUGAUGGCGGUUGGGCCUAAGGGUCUGGUCUCCGUCCUGACCCUUGACCCAUCGAAGGUCCCGCACCCAAAAAGUCCGGAUUCGUUGGUGACGAAAGAUCAGUGGCGCCUGCAGGAGGUUUCCAUGCAUUACAAAUACCCGAGGCGGAGCCACGAAGGCCUCCAGGUGAUAACCGAGGUAUCGUGGGAGCCGCAGGCCCCCAACGCCACCUACAUCGUGACCUGGGAGCUGGCCGGAGGGGGCCUCAAGGGCAACCUCUUCACCGGAUCCACCAACGUCUCCCUCUCCCUCUGGACCGACACCAUCUACUACAUCCAGGUGGAGCUAGUGGGCGCCUACGGAAAGCCGUUGGAUGCGUCUGUGGGCAAGGUGCGGAGCGAGAUGUUGAUGCUGGACACUUCGCCGGCGACCCCGGCGAAGCCGGUGGAGUCAUUGCCGCGGGUGGAGCGGAAGAAGCGGCAGCUGACUGAAGAAAUGCUCGCUGGUACGGGCGCUGCCAUGUUGCUGUUCCUGCUUGUGGCCGUGGCGUGGCGCUGUCGUCACCUGCUGGCCAGAGGCCCUCGCAAAAGACGCUUGCUGCUGGCGGAUCACUCGAUCUCUGCCGUGUCAACGACGAGUCCGAUCGUCAGCGUGAUGAGGCCAAAAGACUGCUGUGAAGAGGCGGCCGCGCCCUCCUCCGCGCCGAGCUUCCCCUCGAUCCAAGUGUAAAACUGUCGGGCGAUUUUUCAGACUAAAAAUUUAAAUUAUUAGACAAACCCGUUUCGCAUACGGGCGCUGAAGGUUGUGGCGGGAAAUUCGAAAACGGGCGGGCCGUCACUGAACAGCGCGAGCAAAGGACUGUGUACAUAUUUUAGUUGGUAAAUCAGUCAUUCCGUGUAUAAAAUGAAUCUCUGCCGUAGCAUGUAUUUAACUUUAAAUAUAAUAUAUCUCUGCCUUGGAACUUUUGCCAAAAAUUUAUAUAUUCCGUGUCGUCAGCGCAACUCCUCUCAUUCCAUAAAUCUGUCCGUGCCAAUUUUGCUACCAACGCGCGUAUACAUUAAUGUUGUUAAAACUCUGCGUGUGAAUUCAAAGAAAAGACAGACGUAAAUAAAUUGUCAUAAUUAAUUAAUAACCGAUCGAUUCGCUUUCCAUGUUGCAUUAUUUACUUUCCUGUAAAUAAUACUCAAUCUUUUUCUCUCGAUAAAUUAUUUUUGCAAACUUAAAAGAACGCAAUAAAAUCAAUGUCAAGACUCUGCCGUCAAUCAAUAAAGUCAAUGUCAACAAUAAAA